UAUAAUGUAAUGGAGAGCUUUAUUGUAAAUAGACUUAUACGAGCAAGGUUUUUACUGCGUUUAAUUAAUUCCAAUUAUCUAUAGCUAUCCUGAAUCACUAAAAGUUGCAAUUUAAGUACUUUUUAACAAGAUAAAUUGGUAGAAAAUGUGAUGUAGAUACAUUCAUUUAAUUUGUUAAAUAAUUAAAACAUACGAAAAAGAACGUAUAGUGAUAUUUCUUAUCGCGCGCACGCUAAUUGAAGGUUUCGAAACGAUUUUGGCUCAGUAGCAAAAAAGAAACAUGCCACGGUAUUAAUAAGAAGUUAAUAAGUGAGAGCGCGUCGUAAUAAUCAAAAGGAUGUAUUCGUGGCAACUAUUCAAUUUCAUGCGAGUUAAUUUUAAAUACACUAACAGCAAUGUCAACCUGUCCUCGUUUUCUAGGCGAUUUAGUAAUCGUGUUAAAUUUGGAGGUUAUCGUAAAAAGGUAGAUUUGUGGCUUAAAGAACAGAGCACGCAGGUAGCGAAGGCAUGUACAAGACAAUGCGAGUUUAUAGUGGCACAACGUAUUAGACGAAGUAUUCAAAUAUUUCAUCUCUAUACAAAAAUAUGGGACGAAGUGGCUCUUAAAGAAAUAAUCAAAUCGUGGAGAACGCGUGUUAUAAAAAAUUCUAAAAAAUUUCUAAUCGGUGCUGUCGGUGUAAGUGUUUAUAAUUGGGAUCAUGAAAGAAUAUCUGACGAGGAAGUCAAUAGUUAUAGUCAAGAGAUAGAGGGUAUUUAUAAAUUGAAAGACUGUACCGUUAUGUGUACAAACUGUCACCUGCGAAUUAUUAUCGACAAUGCUAGUAAACAAUCUGGAGUAGAAUAUUGUAAAUGUGAUGAUAGUGUCAAAACGUCUGCUGCCACGAAUAAAGAUCCUAACGGUUGGCAACCAUAUAUUGAACGCCAAGACAUGUUGGUCUGGAGGAGACAAGAGCCAGAUACAGGUUUAUUUGCUUAUAAAGUAUAUGGAUCUUUUCCGGAUGUCACAGCUGAAGAUUUCUUACAAGUACAAAUUGAUAUAGAUUAUAGGAAACAAUGGGACACAACUGCCCAAGAAUUACAAAUUAUUGAUACUGAUCCACAAUCUACAACAUCUAACAAUCAUAGUGCUGAUGUUAUAUACUGGGAAAUGAUUUGGCCUAAACUAUUUGCUAAUCGAGAUUAUGUAUAUCAACGUAGAUGGGUUAUAGAUAAAGAUAAAAGGAUAGUAGUUAUUGUUAGUAAAGGAACUGACCAUCCUAAUGCACCUGUUAAACCUGGAACUCACAGAGUAAGAACGUAUUGGUCAUACAUGGUAAUUAGACCUUACAAGGAUUUUCAACAACCAGGAAUCGAGUUUAGCUUAACUUACUUUGAUGACCCUGGUAUGAGAGUGCCAUCAACCAUCACUGCAUGGGUAGCAGUAGCAGGUAUGUCUGACUUUUUAACUCGCAUGAGGCAAGCAUCCAAAGACUAUAAACAAUACAAAAUGAUGCAAAACAAUGUCACGUCUACUAGCCAUACUGUAUUGGAUCAAGAAAAUCUUACCGAAUAUGAAGAUUCACAUAAAGUAAAACUGUCGUCAUUAAAGCAUGCUUCUUCUGCUAACAUAGCAUAAGAAAUAAAUACUUCGUCAUCUAAAUCCAAUUGAAA
Messenger RNA from Polistes dominula (European paper wasp), 1650 nucleotides. RefSeq names its product stAR-related lipid transfer protein 7, mitochondrial. NCBI's taxonomy places the organism in Eukaryota, Metazoa, Arthropoda, Insecta, Hymenoptera, Vespidae. Gene Ontology annotation, molecular function: lipid binding. The record is from RefSeq and is a predicted model, not a curated record.